This is a messenger RNA of Corticium candelabrum, 999 nucleotides long. RefSeq lists its product as uncharacterized. Bases 69 to 809 code for a protein of 246 amino acids. The transcript has a single exon. The record is from RefSeq and is a predicted model, not a curated record. Lineage: Eukaryota; Metazoa; Porifera; Homoscleromorpha; Homosclerophorida; Plakinidae.
ACUCUGUUGCCAACAAAGCUACAGUUGGUCUCCACAAACUGUCUACUGGAUCUUGGAGGAGACAAAGAAUGGGUUUCUGCUUUCAUCAUAUGCUUGUCCAUUAUGUAAGACGUUUGUGUCAUCUAUCCUUCGUAAUUCUCGUGAUAACAAUAACAUUGCAACAAGGAGGAGGAACCGCAGAAAGGACGAGGACCGAGAGCUCGCGGUCAACAGCAUCUGUUGCUAACCUGUCGAAAGUUGACUCUUUGGUGAAAACUACAGACAGUCCUCAGUACACGAGCACUCCUUUUCCGCUUCAGCCGAUCGUGUACGCAGCAGAUGAAAAACUUCGUGUCUCUAAACCCCAAAUUAGGUAUGAGUAUGUCAUAGAACAAUAUAAACAAACAGUGAAAAAUCAGCAUCGUUUGACACCGACGUCUGCUCAAAAGUCACCGGCGAAGAGACCAAAGCCGCCAAUUAGACAGGAAUGUCUACCAUGUACUGUUUCACGCUUCUUCACUCGCAGAACAGCUAGUUGUCAACCUACUCGUCGUUUUGUCGCCGUCAGCAUAGGAUUCUGUACUCAACGAUUUUCUACAAUACUGUGCUACGGUGAAUGCGUCAGUUACUCUGAAACACAUCUGCAGAGGGUCGCCAGUACUACCAAGAUAUACGAAGUCGCACACGUUUGUCGCUCUUGUCGGUCAGUCGGUGAAGUAGAAUACAAACUAGAAGAAGUGCGAUGUUCUGGAUACUCAAAGUACAAAGUGAAAAUACCAAUAGAAAGGAAAUGCAGUUGCCGGCCUUGUAGUCUGUCUAGUUUCGUCUAGAGCGAAACAUUCGCACGUCUGGCCGUAUAUAUAUGGUGUAUACAUGCAUCGGAGGCCGAGCACAUCUCUGUCUUCGUAGCAUCGACACUUGUAGCGUUGUUACCGGUGGCUGGUUGUAAUUACGCUGUGAGUUUUGUGUUAGCAAAUAAACUGUUAGACAGUCUGUUUAUAAUAAAGUCUACUUUACUGU